This is a messenger RNA of Naegleria lovaniensis, 648 nucleotides long. RefSeq lists its product as uncharacterized. The transcript has a single exon. The coding region runs from base 1 to 648 and encodes 215 amino acids. Lineage: Eukaryota; Heterolobosea; Eutetramitea; Acrasida; Naegleriidae. The record is from RefSeq and is a predicted model, not a curated record.
AUGAGAAUGUCAGGUGCCAUGUCCAAAAGAACCUUCAAGAUUUUUCAAAAGACUUUAAUCAUUAUCACCAUUUUGUGUGAAAUAAUUUUCAUUGCCUUGACUCUAACCUUAACCAUCACAGACCUAUUGAUGAAAAUGAGUAUCGAUUUUGAUGUUACUUCCAUUUACAUUGUCGUCUUUGUGGUAUUCAUUGCAGUCAUGACCUUCCAAACCGUCAUGUUCAUGUUUUUGGGAAUUCGUUUACUCUACGUUGUGAAAAAUCAAUCUUUACAUUCCAAACAGAGCACCUCAAAAAGAACUCCCUGUAGAAAAAUCAUUGGUCUCAUUAUUGGAAUGGUUUUGAGUGCAUUUCUUCAAAUUUUAGCUGGAGCUGUCUCCUUUGCCACCACACUCUAUGUUCCUUAUUUGCACAUCAUUGAUUACUUUUUACAAUGUUUUGGUAUUUUCAUAUUUGCAGUAUUCGUUUUGCUGUUGUAUGGUCCAUUGAUGAGCCAAGAGAACAUGUCGAGUGGGACAGAAGAACCAAUUGGGUCGAAUCCUCCAACGAUGCAACAACACUUGUCGAGAGUGACGACACCUUUCACACCCAUGUCGCCAGAAGAUGUCGAGUUGGAAUUGAAUAGAAAAAUACAAAAUCUCAAAGUUUGA